CUCUUUGGUAAGUUUAGCGAUAAACUUACCAAAGUGAUGAAAAUGGAAGAGUGGGAGAACAUGCGUAUUAGGUGUGUUGCACUUGGACUGGUUUCAAGUGCAAAAGACGCCAAAUACGUACGUGAUGUUUUUUGGGCAAAUAUCAAACGGGCGACACUGGCUAAAAGGGACAACUCCAGAAAGACAGGGGCGGCUGGAGGCAGGGGCUGUAAAUUAUCCGAGUUGGAUACCCUGGUCUUAGAAGUGAUUGGGAAGGAGUCACCAACCUGCGAUGGUAUUCGGCCCCAAGAGAAUGAUGGUGAGGAUAUGUCAUUGCAAGAUUUGAUUGGCAUCACAUUAAAUGAAAGCAAUGACAGUAACUCACCGUUGGUAAUUACGGAAGUGACUGCUACCAAGAAGGAAGAAAAAUAAGUGUCUAUGCCUGAGAGCUCCCGAAAAAGAAAGCGAUGUAUGGAAAAUGG
Molecule: messenger RNA, 461 nt
Organism: Bactrocera tryoni
Lineage: Eukaryota; Metazoa; Arthropoda; Insecta; Diptera; Tephritidae
Exons: 3
Coding region: 37-411 (124 amino acids)
Source: RefSeq, a predicted model, not a curated record